Molecule: messenger RNA, 1061 nt
Organism: Xiphophorus hellerii (green swordtail)
Lineage: Eukaryota; Metazoa; Chordata; Actinopteri; Cyprinodontiformes; Poeciliidae
Product: intercellular adhesion molecule 1-like
Exons: 5
Coding region: 98-1012 (304 amino acids)
Biological process (GO): cell-cell adhesion
Cellular component (GO): membrane
Molecular function (GO): integrin binding
Source: RefSeq, a predicted model, not a curated record
CUUCCAACAUAGUUCCCUGCAGAGUUGCCAGGGUGGUUCAAGUUGGAAUUUUCUGUCAGUCGACGACAACUUAAAAAAAAAAAGAAGAAACAGUACCAUGGGAAACAACUUUCUUAUUUGGAUACUCGUACUUUGCAUGUUUUAUAAAGUGUCAGGAGAAGGUUGCUCCCUUAUUCUCAAGCCAUCCAGGGUUGUGGUGGGCUUCGGGGAGUCGGUGACGGUCAGCUGUGAAGCCACACGCCCAGUUCGUGUCCUGGGCUGGGAGUCGGCCAUCGGUGCGGUGCACACGCAGGAGGACCGGUCUGUCCAGUGGAAGGUAGACAGCCUUAUUGAGUGGAUAGAGGAGCCCAUCUGCUAUGGGGUUUUUUUCACAGCUCCGAGACAGUGUGAGGAGAAACUCAACCUUGUUCUUUACAAAACUCCAGACAGCAUUUCCAUCAGGCAGGCGAACCACACUGGCCCCAUGGUGGAAGGAAAAGAGUACCAGCUGCUCUGUGAGGUUCAGAAUAUAGCUCCUGUUCAGUACCUCACACUGAGGUGGUACCGAGGUCAGACUGAGGUCUAUCAGCACUCCUUCUCUGACCUCACAUCUUCUUCCCCCGUACAAGUGUCCUCUAUCCUCGUCAUCACGCCAACAAAAGCAGAAAACGAUGCAGAGUAUAAGUGUGUUGCGGAGCUGGACCUUGGACCAGAGGGACCGCAGCCGCCUCCCACUCUGGCCUCAGAGCCCCUCGCUGUGUCCGUAUACUUUCCCCCAACAUUUCUAAGUCCUGAAACAGAGGUGUUAGACUUUACAGCAGGAGCUGAAGUCAUCUUAAACUGCACAGCCAUGGGAAACCCUGGGCCUGUAUAUAGCUGGCAGUCCAUCCAUCCCACAGAAGAGAAAAUGAAAGCAGAAGCUGUUAUUACUUCCUCCUCGCUGCUCCCAGGCACUUACACAUGCACUGCCUCAAACACGCUGGAAAAAAAGAGCAAGCAGUUCAUUAUCAAAGAAAAGAUCAAAGGUGUUUGAAGCCUGCUAUUUUACAACGGAUCAGUUGGCGCGCUGUCUGACUCACAGG